Molecule: messenger RNA, 1358 nt
Organism: Octopus bimaculoides (California two-spot octopus)
Lineage: Eukaryota; Metazoa; Mollusca; Cephalopoda; Octopoda; Octopodidae
Product: cyclin-dependent kinase 5
Biological process (GO): axonogenesis; protein phosphorylation; synaptic vesicle transport
Cellular component (GO): cytoplasm; nucleus
Molecular function (GO): cyclin-dependent protein serine/threonine kinase activity; ATP binding
Source: RefSeq, a predicted model, not a curated record
UUUUCCCCACAAUUCGAAUCUAAUUAAUAUUAUAGCUUUACCUUAAACAUAUUGCUCCGGAGUUGAGAAAAAAAAAUGCAAAAAUACGAGAAGCUAGAAAAAAUCGGCGAAGGUACAUACGGGACAGUUUACAAGGCUAAAAAUCGAGACUCCCAUGAAAUAGUAGCUUUGAAAAGAGUUCGUUUGGAUGAUGAUGAUGAGGGUGUACCAAGUUCAGCUCUUCGAGAAAUUUGUCUACUAAAAGAAUUAAAGCAUAAGAAUAUUGUUCGUCUUCAUGAUGUGCUACACAGUGAGAAAAAGUUGACACUUGUCUUUGAAUACUGUGAUCAAGAUUUAAAGAAAUAUUUUGACAGUUGCAAUGGAGAAAUUGAUUUAGAUACAGUCAAGUCCUUCAUGUACCAAUUAUUGCGGGGUCUAGCAUUCUGCCACAGUAAUAAUGUUUUGCAUCGGGACUUAAAACCUCAAAAUUUGCUCAUCAAUAAGAAUGGAGAGCUGAAACUUGCUGACUUUGGACUUGCAAGAGCCUUUGGAAUUCCAGUCCGUUGUUAUUCAGCCGAGGUUGUCACUCUAUGGUAUCGUCCUCCUGAUGUAUUAUUUGGUGCUAAGCUCUAUUCAACAUCCAUUGAUAUGUGGUCAGCAGGGUGCAUAUUUGCAGAGUUGGCUAAUGCUGGACGGCCUUUAUUUCCUGGAAAUGAUGUUGAUGAUCAACUGAAGAGAAUUUUCAAAUUACUUGGCACACCAAUUGAAGACACAUGGCCUGGUGUUAGUCAGCUUCCUGAUUAUAAGUCUUAUCCAAUUUACCAUGUGAGCACAACAUGGCCUCAAGUGGUUCCAAAACUUAAUUCUAAAGGUCGUGACUUACUUCAGCGACUGUUAGUUUGUAAUCCAUCACAACGACUUUCUUCUGAGGAGGGUAUGCAACACAGUUAUUUCGCUGACCUCAGUCCUGCAAUCAAACAGGGUUGAAUCACCAGCUAAAUAUGAAACAUUUUGUGAUUUCACUUAUAUACAUUGUCAAUUCUGUUGAUAACUUCUUAUCAAUCAGUAUCUUUAAUUUAGCAGAAGAUUAGCAAAAAUAUAUUUGCUACUUUAAAGACUGGAAUAACUAUUAAACUAAGGUUAUGUAAAGUACCUCACAUUUGAAUGGUUUAUAACAAUUCAGUAACUAAUGUAACUCAUAUCCAUUGGGCUGUAAUUCUACCAUUUUUAGUGUGAUUCAUGUAAAAUGUUAUGGAAUCUAGUCAUUUUCUCCUUUCACUCCUAUUUCUUUCUUAAAUAUAAUGUUAUUAUCAUUUAUAGCUUCUUCUCUUAGUUUAAUGUUGGGAAAAGGAAAAUAAAGAGAAUAGAAUUCCUUUGUA